UCGAGCGAACCACCAGACCCUACAGCAACCUCAGACGUUUCUUUGCUCACCAGGCGUACAGACGUCUUUGAGUGUGCUCCCGCCACUCUCCUCUUCUCCGCGGACUCAUUUCGGAUAUCUCCCGCUCUCUUCACCCACCCCUUUCACGUUACUUUUCGGACUAUAUUACUCAUCUGAUGGUGUCCACCGAUGCCGAGAGAUGGGGAAACUGCACUCGAAACAUGCCGCUAUUUGUAAAGCGAGAGAGAGCCCGGAAGGCGACAGCUUUGUAGUUAAUGCCUGUUUGGCUCGGAAGGGACUGGACGACUGGCUGGUAAAGCAGCAGGACUGUCAUCUCAAGACCAAGUGCGCGUUGACCACCCGGGGCUCCAUAAAUGAAGCUCAGCAGAUUGGUGAUGAGCACUACCGCUUAGAAGUGGCUCUUCCUCCGGAGAAGACAGACAGCUGCUGCUUGGAGGACAAGAUGAUGCAGGAGCGGGAUGGCAAGCAGGUCCAGUUUGAGGAGCUAGAGUGCGCUGUGUCCAUGGAGGAGGAUAACCGUCAGGAGUGGACAUUCACCCUCUAUGACUUUGACAACAACGGGAAAGUCACCAGAGAGGACAUCACAAGUCUCCUCCACACCAUAUACGAGGUGGUGGACGCCUCUGUCAACCAUUCUCCCAGCAGCAGUAAGACCUUGCGGGUCAAGUUGUCAGUGGCGCCAGACUCCAGCCAGAGAUGGAGGAGUUGCACGCAGGGCAGCGCAGAUGUGUCCCACCCAAGGGAGAGAAAUGACAAGUGUGUCGAAGACCCCAAGGGCGCAGACAAGAAAAGUCGAGCGUUGAUACGGCGCCACCACAGCGACCAGCACGGCCACGCCCAGCCGGGCUGCCAGCGCCACUGCGUGGACGAGAACCUGGAGCGACGGAACCACUAUUUGGACCUGGCUGGCAUCGAGAACUACACAUCCCGCUUUGGAACGGCGACUACAGAGCAGACCAAGGCAGAACCCCAGACCCGGUCGUCCAACCAGACCCGCUCUAGAUCCCACGAGCCAGAGAACGGCCACUCCCAUCAUUCGCAGCCUCACCAUCAUCGCCGUUUGCAAGCUGCCACAGAAGUCAGCCCUCCCGAGGGCCUCAAUCUCGGUCGGACACGAGGCCAAGACUCUGGGAAAGCCGCCGUUCGCUCCCCCAAGACCCACAGCCGCACUCCCCCUGCUCAGAUCAGCGGCCGGGUGAUGCGAAGCAGGGGUCUCCCAGCCCCCCCGGUACUCCCCAGCCAGACGCCCCCUCACCAGUCGGCCGCCCCUUACCGCAAGCACAAGCAGCGCUCCAAGGACCACCAGGCAUGCCGGGCACUCGGCACCCUGGUGGGGCCCGGAGUGGAGAAGGAGCAGGUGAGGGAGAUGCCCGGGGUUCUGCUCUACGAGGGCCGGCUGGCACAACUUGUGCAGCGGCACGAGCACCACCAUCACCACGAACACCACCACCACUAUCACCACUUCUACCAGUCUUGAACACCCACCCCACUUUGAGACCCUGUUAGAGAUUCUUUGACAUAGGAAAGGGGGAGGGGGGUGCUGACCAAGGUAGUUGAGUUGGGAUUAGAGUGCCACUACCACCAUGAACACCACCAUUGCCACCAUCGCUUCUCCUAGUCCUGGUCUCCUGUCCAGCUUUGUGAUGCUUAGGGAACCGCUCUUUUUUCCAGUCAUAAACAGCCACCCCACUUUGGCACCCUUAAGGUCGAAACCACCACCCCCGAGUGUCUGCCCACGUUAGGUCCUUUUGGAAACAUCCUGGACACCGAAAGAAAGUGCUUUGGCUCAUCAAGAACGAUGCCCCACUUGGGGUCCGUGAUGGAGCUUCUUCAACACAGGAAGUAGGCGUGGACCCGCGAGAGUACCACCACAAUCCUUUCCGCCACUUGGACGAGUUCUGAACGGCCACGCCACUUAGGGACCCUUUGUUAAGCUGUUUGAGACUGAAACAUAGGGAGGACCCACGGGAGUGGGACCAUCACCAUUUUACAAUCCUCAAUGGCUUCUCCACCCUGUGGCCUCUGGGGAUCUUCCUUGACACAAGAAAUGCGGACCCAAAUAUUGAGGGUGACACAGGAAGUCAGAGGGGAUGACGGGCCAUCCAUUAGAAGAUAAAUCAGUGUUAUUAACCUAUUAGAGGAUUCAGGACUAGAGUACUGAGGAGGAUCAUGGCUGGGACCACAGAGGGACCCACCGUUCAUUAAGCUAGUAGCCCUUUUUUUUUACACGGUUGUGGUGCCCAUGUUGGUUUGGUGCCGGGGCCAACCCAUCAGAACUUUUCCAGACCACUAAGCCAAGAGGCCGAAGCAAGACUGUGAUGUAGGGAUGAACACUUAUGAAGGAAGCUGUGUGUGUGUGUGUGUGUGUGUGUGUGUGUGUGUGUGUGUGUGUGUGUGUGUGUGUG
Molecule: messenger RNA, 2426 nt
Organism: Hippocampus comes (tiger tail seahorse)
Lineage: Eukaryota; Metazoa; Chordata; Actinopteri; Syngnathiformes; Syngnathidae
Gene: nkd1
Product: NKD inhibitor of WNT signaling pathway 1
Exons: 10
Coding region: 200-1498 (432 amino acids)
Biological process (GO): negative regulation of Wnt signaling pathway
Cellular component (GO): cytoplasm
Molecular function (GO): calcium ion binding
Source: RefSeq, a predicted model, not a curated record